AUGAAGAAGGUGUUUCGUAAUGUGUUCAUCUUGCUUUUCACCAGCAGUUUGCUUGCCAUUUUUCUUCAGAUAUUCUAUCAGAGGCUGACAGAAAAGAUAGAUCCUGAACAAGAUUGGCUGCAAAGGCAAAAGGUUCGUAAAGAGGCCAUGAACUUUACCUGUCUGAACAAGAAUCUCUCAAGUUCAAAAUGGAGACUGAAGUCUGAGGUUGCCAGACAGCUCUUUGUGGUCGAGAAUUACAAGCUGAUCUACUGUGAAGUUCCCAAGGUGGGUUGCACCAACUGGAAGAAAAUCCUUCUGCUCCUUACACUCAACUUGAGCAGGGAUCCCUCUGACAUAAAUGGAGACACAAUCCAUUACACACAUCUUCUAAAGAGGUUGAGUUCAUACCCUUCCGAAAAGCAAGUUGAACUUAUGAACAAUUACACUAAAAUAAUAUUCAUCAGGCAUCCUCUAGAAAGAUUGGUCUCUGCAUACAGAGACAAGUUCUACCAUUCAGAGCCGUAUUACGCCUCGAUAGCAAAUCGGAUCAAGGCUUUGUCCAGAGGGGGAAAUAAUUCAACAGGGCAAGUAACUUUCCAAGAAUUUGUAAAGUUUGUUUUGUCAGAGCAGAUCAAAUAUAUGGACAUCCACUGGAAGCCAAUGUUUAUGCUCUGUGAUCCCUGCAACAUUCACUAUAACAUUGUGGGGAAGUACGAAACCCUGGAGCAAGAUGUUAAACAUGUUCUUCGGAGAAUCCGAGCUCCAGAUCAUCUCUCCUAUCCAGAUACGAAGCGGAUUAGUACAGAUAAACGGACUAAUGUGAAUAUCACUUCAACAUACUUCAUGGAAUUGAGUUGGGACAAAUUAUGGAAGAUCAAAGAGCUUUACCGGGUAGAUUUAUCUUUGUUUAACUAUAUCUUCUACUUAACAAAUCAAACUUUACCAUAAGGGUCAAUCGUAUUUCCCUCCUUUGGCUCCCCUUACCUUCAAAGGGAUGCUGGGCAUUUGCUGGAGAAAGGGCCUUUUCUGUGUUAGCACCCCAUUUCUGGAAUUUCCUUCCUAGGAAGGUUUGCCUGGUGCUUUCUUUCUUAUCAUUUAGGCCCCACCCUGUUCACCUGAGCCUUUGAUUAACAUGAGUGUUUUUCUACUAGUGGUACUCUGCUCCUAUUAUUCUGUGUGGUUGAUUUUAUUAGCUCUAUUGUUUGAUUUUAACAUGGUUCUGGUUGGUUCUAAUUAUUCUUGUGAUUUUCAUUUGUAUGUAAAUCAUCUUGAGGACUUUUAUAGUAGAAAGACAGGAUACACAUUUUAAUAAAUUAAAAUAAACUCUGAACAA
Hemicordylus capensis (graceful crag lizard) is the source of this 1315-nucleotide messenger RNA. Its product is annotated as carbohydrate sulfotransferase 8-like. Gene Ontology annotation, cellular component: membrane. Bases 1 to 930 code for a protein of 309 amino acids. The transcript is spliced from 2 exons. NCBI's taxonomy places the organism in Eukaryota, Metazoa, Chordata, Lepidosauria, Squamata, Cordylidae. The record is from RefSeq and is a predicted model, not a curated record. Gene Ontology annotation, biological process: proteoglycan biosynthetic process; carbohydrate biosynthetic process. Gene Ontology annotation, molecular function: sulfotransferase activity.